AUGUCGAAUAAGCUGUGGUACCAGCAACCAGCGCAGUGCUGGAAUGAGGCCCUUCCGGUUGGUAAUGGACGACUAGGCGUUAUGGUCUAUGGGCGGACCAGCACAGAACUGUUAGCAUUGAAUGAAGACAGUGUUUGGUAUGGAGGACCCCAGAGUCGUACUCCGCAGCCCUCGAUCGGGGAGUUAGCAUUACUCCGAGACCUUAUUCGAAAAGAGAAACAUACCGAUGCCGAGAAACUAGCACGCAAAAGUUUCUUUGCUUCGCCAGCUAGCCAGCGUCAUUAUGAACCACUAGGAACUGUGUUCAUCGACUUCAAUCAUGACAAUGAACAGAAGUUAUUGGAUUAUCAGAGGUCGCUUGAUAUUGAGAAGAGUCUCUGCCACGUGGAGUAUGAGUAUGAUGGUAUUUGCAUUGCGAGAGAUCUCAUCGCAUCAUAUCCGGACUCUGUUUUGGCUAUGCACAUCCAGUCAUCUGCUCCAAUCGAGUUUACAGUUAGACUGACUCGUGUCAAUGAGCUCGACUACGAAACAAAUGAAUUUCUGGAUGACGUGGCUGCAAAGGGGAAUUCCUUGGUUAUGAGUGUAACACCCGGAGGUAAAAGAAGUAAUCGAGCUUGUUGUGUACUCUCAGCAAGAUGCAUAGACGAUGAAGGAAUUGUCACUGCUCGUCCAAAUAAUAGCCUACAUAUUCGUGGUCAGAAUAUCCUGUUAGUAAUUGCCGCGCAAACUGAAUAUCGUUGCAAUGAUAUCGACAAAGUCACAGUUACGGAUUGUAACAAUGCCCUGCAAAAAUCAUGGGAUGAACUAUUGACUCGGCAUAUCCAAGAUUACAGUGCAUUAUAUACUCGCAUGUCACUUCGCAUAGGAGAUAGCGCUAAUUUGCAUGAGCUCCAAAAAAUACCGACGGAUGUGCGACUAAGAGAAUCUCGAGAUCUUGGACUCAUAAGCUUGUAUCACAACUACAGCCGUUACUUACUGAUCUCAUCUAGCCGAAAUGGAUACAAGGCUCUGCCAGCGACACUACAAGGGAUUUGGAAUCCAUCUUUCACACCUGCCUGGGGCAGUAAAUAUACUAUCAACAUCAAUCUACAGAUGAACUAUUGGCCUGUGAAUGUGUGCAAUCUGUCAGAAUGCAGUCAACCAUUAUUCGCGCUCCUCCGCCGUAUGGCCGAGAACGGAGUGAAAACUGCGAAAAGCAUGUAUAAUUGCGGAGGCUGGGCUGCACAUCACAAUACCGAUAUUUGGGCGGAUACAGAUCCCCAGGAUCGGUGGAUGCCGGCUACACUUUGGCCUCUAGGAGGCGCAUGGCUGUGUUUUCAUAUCUGGGAACAUUUUGAUUAUACGCAAGAUAAGGAAUUCUUGAGUGAAAUGUUUCCGGUUUUACAAGGCUGUGUUGAGUUUUUGCUAGACUUCUUGAUUGAAAGUGUAGAUGGCAAAUAUCUUGUUACGAAUCCGUCAUUGUCUCCGGAAAACACAUUUUACACUCAUAAUAGAGAGAAUCAAGGGGUGUUUUGUGAGGGUUCCACAAUCGACAUCCAGAUUAUAGAAGCUGUAUUUACGGCAUUUCUGUCGUCCGUUGAUGUUCUCAAUUUGACGGACAAUGAACUAGGUGGAAGGGUUCAAGACGCCAAAAAACGACUCCCUCCAAUGCAGAUUGGAUCUUUCGGUCAACUUCAGGAAUGGAUGCAUGACUACGAUGAAGUCGAGCCAGGACACAGGCAUACAUCUCAUCUUUGGGGGCUACAUCCCGGUGCUUCGAUCAAGCCGGUUCAAACACCAGAGCUAGCCAAAGCAGCAUCGAUUGUACUUCGUCGCAGGGCUGCUCACGGAGGUGGCCAUACAGGAUGGAGUCGAGCUUGGCUCAUCAAUCUUCACGCCCGUUUAUUUGAAUCCGAUGAGUGCGAGAACCACAUUGACUUGCUCUUGAAGAAUUCCACGUUACCCAACUUGCUAGACACUCAUCCACCAUUCCAAAUUGAUGGAAAUUUUGGUGCUGGUGCUGGCAUCGUAGAGAUGCUGGUUCAAUCCCAUGAAGUGAGCGCCAUCCGUUUAUUGCCUGCUUGCCCUGAAUCCUGGAAAGAGGGUGCCGUUAGUGGUGUACGUGCUCGUGGAGGGUUUGAAUUGGAUUUUGAAUGGAAAGAUGGUGAGAUAGUAGGUGAUGUUAUAAUUCGUUCGAUUUCUGAUCUAACCUGUAUUGUCUGCUUUCCGAAUGGGGGUCCUAUGGUCGAGUUCAAAGGCCGAGGCGAGCAUCGCAUUCGGUCUGUGUAA
This is a messenger RNA of Talaromyces marneffei, 2268 nucleotides long. RefSeq lists its product as uncharacterized. Gene Ontology annotation, biological process: carbohydrate metabolic process. Lineage: Eukaryota; Fungi; Ascomycota; Eurotiomycetes; Eurotiales; Trichocomaceae. The record is from RefSeq and is a predicted model, not a curated record. Gene Ontology annotation, molecular function: alpha-L-fucosidase activity. The coding region runs from base 1 to 2268 and encodes 755 amino acids. The transcript has a single exon.